Messenger RNA from Amblyraja radiata (thorny skate), 1698 nucleotides. Its product is annotated as neuronal acetylcholine receptor subunit beta-4-like. The record is from RefSeq and is a predicted model, not a curated record. The transcript has 6 exons. Lineage: Eukaryota; Metazoa; Chordata; Chondrichthyes; Rajiformes; Rajidae. Gene Ontology annotation, biological process: monoatomic ion transmembrane transport. Gene Ontology annotation, cellular component: postsynaptic membrane. Gene Ontology annotation, molecular function: transmembrane signaling receptor activity; acetylcholine-gated monoatomic cation-selective channel activity. The coding region runs from base 68 to 1513 and encodes 481 amino acids.
GUUCCGCUUGAAGCGCCUCGACUCGUCGGACCGGGGCCAGGCUGGCGUGGGGCAGCGCUCGGCGAAGAUGGACUCAAUUCGCUACCUCUGCCUGCUAACUGUUGCAACAACAGCCUACGGAGCAGAGGUUGAAGAAAGGCUGAUGGAACACCUCCUGAAUUCUGAGAAAUACAACAAGCUGAUCCGACCGGCUAAGAACAAUUCUGAGUUGGUGUCUAUUGUCUUCCAGGUCUCACUGGCACAACUCAUCAAUGUGAACGAACGAGAGCAGAUAAUGACAACAAACGUUUGGUUGAAGCAGGAGUGGGUGGAUUACCGGCUCAGGUGGGAUCCCGACGAAUUUGAAGGGAUUAACAAGCUACGUGUAAACUCCACGCAGAUCUGGCUGCCAGACAUUGUGCUGUACAACAACGCUGACGGGAGGUACGAAGUCUCCCUGUACACCAAUGCCAUCAUCUGGUGCAACGGAAGCGUCUACUGGCUGCCACCCGCCAUCUACAAGAGCGCGUGCAAGAUCGAGGUGAAGCAUUUUCCCUUUGACCAGCAGAAUUGCACCAUGAAGUUCAGGUCGUGGACCUAUGACCACAUGGAGAUCGACAUGACCCCCAAAUCGGAGAAUGCAAGUAUGGAUGACUUCACCCCCAGUGGGGAGUGGGACAUCGUGUCCCUUGCAGGGAGAAAGAACACAAACCCAAUGGACCCAGCUUACGUUGAUGUUACCUAUGACUUUAUCAUUAGGAGGAAGCCCCUCUUCUAUACCAUCAACCUCAUAAUACCUUGUAUCCUCAUAACCUCACUGGCUAUUCUGGUCUUCUAUCUACCAUCAGACUGUGGUGAGAAGAUGACCCUCUGUAUCUCUGUGUUGCUGGCCCUCACUGUGUUCCUGUUGCUCAUCUCCAAGAUCGUCCCACCAACGUCUCUAGAUGUUCCACUGAUUGGGAAGUAUCUGAUGUUCACCAUGGUCCUGGUGACCUUCUCCAUUGUGACCAGUGUCUGCGUCCUGAACAUCCACCACCGCGCCCCAACCACGCACGCCAUGCCCCAGUGGGUGAAGGUGGUGUUCCUGGAGAGGCUGCCGGCCUUGCUCUUCAUCAAAAGGCCCCAGGGCAACGGCAGCGGGCAGAAGUUGUCCCAGCAGAAGAAGAGCAACUUCUGCUGCGCUCACUUGAGCACGGCGGAGAGGAACAAGAACCCCGCCUUCUUCAUGAACCCAACGUCGGCCAAAGUCUACGACCUGAAUGUGAUCGAUGCCCCCGACGGCUUUGGUUGUCAUCAGGACGUGAGGUUGAGAACUUCCACAAGGCACUCCCUGGACCUCCAGGAGGCCAUUGACGGCAUCAAGUUCAUUGCAGACCACGUGAAGAAUGACGAUGAGAAUCAGCGUGUGAAUGAGGACUGGAAAUAUGUGGCCAUGGUGGUGGAUCGACUGUUCCUGUGGAUUUUUAUUGUGGUUUGCAUCCUGGGGACGGUCGGAUUGUUUCUGCAGCCGCUCUGCCAAACGCAGUAUCACUGAGACCUGCCGCACCUGCCCCUGCACACGGACUUCCGCUGCUCUGGAAAUUUUUAAUCCACUGGCUUUUUUUCACCAGGAUGGUGGAGCAUUCUACAAUCGCCUGCCCCCCCCCCCAUGUCCUCGCUCCCGACCGAUCCAUAUAAAGCCGUGCUAUAUCGGGGCAUUAUUACCUAUGAAUUGUACCU